UAUUUUCCCUCACCGCGGGGAAAAAAUAGGGUUGCAGAUAUUUUCCCUCACCGCUCCCUUCUUCUCCCCUCUCGUCCUCCGAUCGGAUGUCUCCCGACGCCGACGCGGUCACGGCCUCCGCCGCCGGCGGGGGCGGUGGCGGAGAGGCUUCUGGCGCGUCGCCGUCGCCGUCCCAGUCCCGCGCCGCCGCUGGCCGGGGGGUGGUGCGGUGGGACCAGAUCCUCCCGCGCUGCUCCCUCCGGGUCCUCCUCGUCGAGCACGACGACUCCACGCGCCAGGUCGUCACCGCGCUCCUCCGCAAGUGCGGCUACCGCGUGGCGGCGGUGGCGGACGGGAUGAAGGCGUGGCAGGUCAUGCGUGAGCGCGCGUACGCUUUCGACCUCGUGCUCACGGAGGUCGCCAUGCCCACGCUCUCCGGCAUCCAGCUGCUCGCCAGGGUCGUCGCCGCUGAUGAGUGCAAGAACAUCCCCGUCAUCAUGAUGUCGUCCCAAGAUUCUAUCAGCACUGUGCUUAAGUGCAUGCAGAAGGGUGCGGUGGACUUCCUUGUGAAACCAGUGAGAAAGAAUGAGUUGCGUAACUUAUGGCAACAUGUAUGGAGGCGACAUGCAAUGAAUAGCCAAAUAAAUGCAUCGGAAAAUAAUGCAGCCAGCAAUCAUUUGAGUGCCAAUGCUGCUGAUUCGUCAAAGACAGGAGAAAACAGCGAUGAGGAAAGUGAUGGUCAUAGCUUUGGUAGCAAGAGGGAGACUGAAAUUCAGAGUGUUGAAAAAUUACCUGAGAUCCUUAAAGAUGAAGGGGCAGGCUCAUCCAGAAAAAAUAAAAUACAGAGCGAGUCUUAUGGUGGAGUAAACACAAAAGCGCAUGCCUCAAAAGGUAGUGAUGGUGCUUUAAGUGGAAGUGCAUGCAACAUUAGUAACUUGCAAGCGUUUUCAGCCGAGACAAAUGUGCGUUCCAAAUGCCUUAAUGGUACUACAUCUGCAAAGUUUGCUGAGCAAAUAAUGGAUAAUGCUUUAAGGAUUGCUGAUGCAAGUUCACGUCAUCCAAGCAAUCUUGGCAAAGAUUUGGCUAUGACCCAACCAACAACUGACAGAAAAUGCAAAUCUUCAGUGUUGGAAAGUAUUGCUGUCACGGAAAAUAACCUUGGUGAAAACUCAAAGGGUGCUGCAAGAGGCCAUGCUGAAUCUUGCCCCUCCCAAUUUCUGGAGAUCAACUUAGGAAAGCAACACUGUCUUAAUGGUUAUACAAACCAAGAGUUCAGGGAAAAAGAUAUCUUUAAUCACUCAAAUUCGUCUGCCUUUUCAAGAUAUGGUAAUAAAAGGAUAGAACCAUCAUCUCAGCAACAGUUGUUCCCUUCGCUCCGCAUAGCUCGUCAAGAACCUGUUUAUGGAAAGGACCCAGUUCUCCAACCCAAUGGGGUAUUGCCUUCCCAUGAACAUAAUACAGGCGAGAGUAGAAUGCAAGCUCAAAUUCCUUUGGACAGUAGCAUGGAUGGUGCUGCCAUCCUGUGUUCCAGUAGGGCAAGAGAAAAAGCUGGUACAAGCAGUUCCUCCCAUAGAAAGGACAGUUUGAGCCAUCCUUCAUAUGGGUUUAUACCUCUUCCAAUUCCUGUUGGUGCUGCGAUGCCCUACCAUUAUGGUGCAAUUCUGCAACCAUUAUACUACCCACAGGCUUCUCAUGUGCAUUGUGAUUCAGCUGGAAUCAACAAGGCAGCAAUUCAGCAUGCCUCUGGUAAAUUUAAUUACCAUGAAAAUCAUUGUAAACUAUCUCAGGUAGAUGAACACAAACAGUUGGACGAAAAUCAGCAGUUGCAUCAUUCAAGACAAAUUCUCCGAGAAUCAGGAGAACCAAUUCAUAUGGUGGGAUCUCAUGUGGAGCGUGUUAACCAGAGUGCUAGCUGCAGCAAGGAUAUCCGUAAAGGAAGUGGAUGCACUGGUAGUGGUGAAACUGACAUCAAUACAAAUACGGUAGUUGCCCUAGAAAGUGGCAAUGAAAGCGGUGUUCAGAACUGCAGUAAUAAUGGAUUGGAUAGUGAUCGAUCUCGCCGUGAAGCUGCCUUGAUAAAGUUCCGCAUGAAAAGGAAGGACAGAUGCUUUGAGAAAAAGGUUAGAUAUCAUAGCAGGAAGAAGCUCGCAGAGCAAAGACCAAGAGUUAAGGGGCAGUUUGUGAGCCAAAAGCUGAAAUCAACUACGACAACAGAUGCAGAAACUGACUCGUGACGGUGUUAAUUCAUAAUUGUAAUUUUGAUUCUUCCCUUCCCAGGCGAGGGCAACUGAUGUGGUAAGAGUGAAGGCUGGCAAAAGUUUUCCUUCCAUGGUUAGCCUCUUGUCGGUUGUUUGCUGGCGUUCAAGCCAUAUUUUGUAAAGUAGUACGUCACAUUGACAAAUGUUCAUGGGAAAAAAGGGAAAUGAACGCAAAUAUUCAGAUUUUCUUUAGUUACUUUGAUGUUUGGGGAGUGUACAGCUUAUUCACUCAUUUUGUUGCCACUACAAUAGUACUAAGUUGUAAUUACCACUACUAUACAAACUUAGAACAGCCUUGCAGUCAGC
This is a messenger RNA of Phragmites australis (common reed), 2543 nucleotides long. RefSeq names its product two-component response regulator-like APRR3. Gene Ontology annotation, biological process: phosphorelay signal transduction system; cytokinin-activated signaling pathway; regulation of flower development. The transcript has 8 exons. NCBI's taxonomy places the organism in Eukaryota, Viridiplantae, Streptophyta, Magnoliopsida, Poales, Poaceae. The record is from RefSeq and is a predicted model, not a curated record. Gene Ontology annotation, molecular function: protein binding. Gene Ontology annotation, cellular component: nucleus. Bases 87 to 2213 code for a protein of 708 amino acids.